This is a messenger RNA of Ochotona princeps (American pika), 659 nucleotides long. Its product is annotated as ras-related protein Rab-3A. The transcript is spliced from 2 exons. Bases 1 to 534 code for a protein of 177 amino acids. Gene Ontology annotation, biological process: regulation of exocytosis; protein localization to plasma membrane; axonogenesis. The record is from RefSeq and is a predicted model, not a curated record. Gene Ontology annotation, cellular component: endosome; synaptic vesicle membrane; synaptic vesicle. NCBI's taxonomy places the organism in Eukaryota, Metazoa, Chordata, Mammalia, Lagomorpha, Ochotonidae. Gene Ontology annotation, molecular function: GTP binding; GTPase activity.
AUGCAUCAUGACCAAUCCAUCGUCCAUGAUCCCAGAGUUGAGAUCCUUGAACUCAGAAGAAUACAGAGUUGCAAAGGGGAGUUGUGCAAGGCACCAGAGCAGUCACCCUAUGGCUGGCAUGGAUACCUCAGACAGAGAAAGAUCACUGUCCGUAGAAUAGUAACUGCCAGAAUCUGUGACAUCACCAACGAGGAAUCCUUCAACGCCGUUCAGGACUGGUCCACCCAGAUUAAGACCUAUUCGUGGGACAACGCCCAAGUGCUGCUGGUAGGCAACAAAUGUGACAUGGAGGACGAGAGGGUGGUGUCCUCGGAGCGCGGCCGGCAGCUGGCCGACCACCUCGGGUUCGAGUUCUUCCAGGCCAGCGCCAAAGACAACAUCAAUGUGAAGCAGACGUUCGAACGCCUGGUGGACAUCAUCUGCGAGAAGAUGUCCGAGUCGCUGGACACGGCUGACCCCGCGGUCACGGGCGCCAAGCAGGGCCCGCAGCUCACGGACCAGCAGGCACCGCCCCACCAGGACUGCGCCUGCUGAGCGCCGACCCCCGGCCACACCCCUGGCCCGCCCCCACACCUGCCGCACCCCGAUUCCUUUAUUUAUGACUGUAGCUAUUUCUUUCUUUCUUUAUUUAUUGCCGAGAUGUCUCCCCACUUCCCGCC